AUGCCCGUCCUCUCAAAGCUCCUUCUUCCCCUCCUGGCAACCACGGCGCUGGCCGCUCCUAAGCUUGGGAAGCGAUUCACAUUCCCCAUUCCUGAUUCCACCGGCAGCGUGACCUUCGACGAGCCGUACGAGAUUGGCGCGGGCGAGACUUACGAUGGUGAGCUGCAGACCUUCGGUCGUGGUGUUGAAUGUACCGGCCAGGACGAGGGUGGUGAGUCUGACACUGUCUUCAUCGUCCACGAGGGUGGAACCCUUCGCAAUGCCAUCAUCGGUGCCGACCAGAUUGAGGGUGUGUACUGUCUCGGUGCAUGCACUAUUGAAAACGUCUGGUGGGAGAAGGUCUGUGAGGACGCACUUUCUCUGAAGGAGGGCAGCGGUCCAUACAACGUCAUCGGCGGUGGUGCUCAAGGCGCCGAGGACAAGGUGAUCCAGCACAACUCCGAAGGAGAAGUCAUAAUCGAUGGCUUCACCGUCUACGACUUCGGCAAGCUCUACCGCUCCUGCGGAACGUGCGGCGACAUUGCGCGCUCUGCGACGAUUACCAACGUCAUCGCCGUCUCUGGCUCGACCAUUGCCGGCGCAAACGGCAACUUUGGUGACGUUGUCACCAUUGACAGCUCGAACUGCGCGACCGAUGUCAGUGCUAUUUGCACCACAUACGAGUCGGACUCUGACGGUGGUGAGCCGGAAGAGUCUUCGACUGACCCUACUGAGGCUUGUGUCUUUGAGGAGCUUCCCGCGUGUGAAUAG
This is a messenger RNA of Aspergillus calidoustus, 750 nucleotides long. The record is from the annotation of a GenBank genome assembly. NCBI's taxonomy places the organism in Eukaryota, Fungi, Ascomycota, Eurotiomycetes, Eurotiales, Aspergillaceae.